Paramecium pentaurelia is the source of this 887-nucleotide messenger RNA. The record is from the annotation of a GenBank genome assembly. Lineage: Eukaryota; Ciliophora; Oligohymenophorea; Peniculida; Parameciidae.
AUGAAUCAAAGUGAAUAAAAUGAAGAACACUCACCUCAUAAUUCAGAAAAUGCUUCAUAAAAUGUUUCUUAAUUUUUAUAAAGAGACUAUUAUGAGAAGUUCAAACUUGGUUAAAAUCUUUAUGAAUAAUCAAUUACUUUAUCAAGAUUAUCAUUAGGAGAAAAGACAAGUGAAGAUUAUAAUAAUAAUACAUACAUAGGAUUAAUACAAAUUUAAGAACGUUUAUCAGAUGAGAUUAUUAAAAACCAAGUAAAUAAUUGACUACAAUUAGCUAGCUAUUAGAGAAUAAAGUAACAUAACUCAAUAAAGAUCUGUAGGCAGCUAUGGAACAUACAGCUUUACUUUAAAAAUAAAAUGAAAAUUAUAUAUAGAUGUUGUAAGAAGCAAAUACAAAAUUACAAAAAUAGAUUAGGAAUAAUGAAAUAGAAAAAGUAUUAAAUUAGUAAUUAAUGAAAAAAAAUUAAGAAUUAUUAGAAGUAAAUAAGUAUAAUCUUAAUCUAAUUAGUAAUUAUUAGAAAUAAAUAUAAAGUAUUGAAAAGAAGAAAUAAAUCUAGAACUUUUCAGAUUGUAAAAAUAUUAUAUUAUCUAAAUGUCAUCAAAAAUCAAAUUAAUCAAUUUGUUCUUCAAAUAGAAAUAAAGAAAAAUAAAAUCAAGGAAAUACAGAAGAAUCAACAGUUAAAGAUUCUUCUUUAAGUGAUUUUAAAUCAAAUGAUAAUCCAAGAUUUGCUGAAUCUGCAUAAUAAUUUUACAAAUCCUAAAAUUUCUGGUCUCCAGUAAAAUAGUCAUCUCCUAAAGCUUAACAUUUAAAUCUAGAAAAAAGAAUUGAGUCUACUUUAGCAUAAAUAAGAGCCAUCAAAUUAUAAAUUCAACAAUUAAAUUAAAAAUGA